AUUAAUUUAUUUAUAUCUAUCUGAAUGUUGAUAUUUCGGUCGUGCGGCGGCAAGUACGCAUCGGUUUUUUCGUCUCUUCUGAUACCCGAUGCAACCGAAACAAAAACAACAGAUACGAUUUGAAAGGCGUCCGUAACAUCGUAACAAACGUGACCAAUUUCACCUUUAUUGUUCGCCGGCGCACGCGGCAAUGUUUGUGUGACGACUCGCGAUCGAAUUGCGCGAUCGAACACCACGAUUUAAAUCGGAAACUUAAUGAAUUUAUGGAUGUCACCAUCAUGUCCGUUGGUGAUAGUCCAGUAAUACAUUGUACUUGUAUUCAUAAGCACAACAAUUGUGUGUGCGACACACGACAUCACGAGAAAAACGCACUGAAAACUCUUUAAAACACUUUUUUUAACUAUAAAAUAAAAUUUUAAUUAUUAUUGUGAUUAAACUAGCAGUAAGCGAAAGAAAAUGGCUGCUUUCUACUACAAAUACGCGACUGUUAUAAUUCUAGUGCCUUUAAUGCUAAGCGUAGUGAACAGCAUCGGAUUAGGAAAUUGCCCACGUCAACCGUUCAUCAGGGACUUUAACAUGUCAAGAUUCUUCGGACAUUGGUAUGAAGUCGAACGAAGUUUUCACCUCAUGGAGUUGCUUUCCACGUGCACCACAAUCGACUUGCAACAAUUAAACCGCAAGCAAACAAACGUAUCGGUUACAAUACUCAAUCGCUGGACCGGCGCCACCAACAACGUUGAAGGUGUGGCGACAGUGUCACGGCGUGCAUCUUCACUCUUCCUGCAUCGGCGGACAUCUUUAUGGCCCAACGCAGUCGCCAAAUGGUUACCAGGUUUCGGUUACUAUCAAGUACUCAAUACUGAUUAUGACAACUACGCCAUCAUCUGGACAUGUACAAGUACACUACUCGGUGUAGGAUAUCAUGAUUUAAUAUGGAUAUUUGGCCGGCAAUUGGAUCUCGACGCACAUUCCCGCAUGCAAGUUUAUGAAAUCCUGAAAACGCGCAAUAUUGACGUCGAUCGCUUCACAUUAACAAACAAAAACUGCACGGAUGACAUGGCGACCACAUAGGACUAGGACAAUAUACACUACUAACAAUGUUAGUUAGCUUAUAUAUGUUAAUAAAUUAAUUUUAAUUUA
This is a messenger RNA of Dalotia coriaria, 1140 nucleotides long. RefSeq names its product apolipoprotein D-like. Gene Ontology annotation, biological process: lipid metabolic process; response to reactive oxygen species. Gene Ontology annotation, cellular component: cytoplasm. Lineage: Eukaryota; Metazoa; Arthropoda; Insecta; Coleoptera; Staphylinidae. The record is from RefSeq and is a predicted model, not a curated record. The transcript is spliced from 4 exons. The coding region runs from base 457 to 1071 and encodes 204 amino acids.